Messenger RNA from Hydra vulgaris (swiftwater hydra), 2427 nucleotides. RefSeq lists its product as uncharacterized. NCBI's taxonomy places the organism in Eukaryota, Metazoa, Cnidaria, Hydrozoa, Anthoathecata, Hydridae. The record is from RefSeq and is a predicted model, not a curated record.
AAUAAUUAACAAGAGUCAUUUUAUCAAUAAAGUGAUCCUUUUUUGAAGAUGUUUUAUGUUUGAGUAAUUCUUCCCUUUACAAAGUGUUUAUUGUGAGAGUAAGUCUUGCUUUUGUCAAGUUUAAUUCGAAACCCUAAAUCUCUUUUUUUUUUUGGUCAAGUUUUAUUUGAAAAUUUGAAAGAGAGUAAAUCUGUCACCUUUAUAUCUCCUCCUGUCCUGCCUCACAUUUCAAAGAUGUUAUAAAGAGAUAAAUUUCAUAAAGUUUAUGCAUUAACUCAACCGUACUCCUGAUUUUUGUGAAGUUGUGACUGCCAAGUUUUUUUUCAAAAAUAAUAUUAUUUUAAUUUUUUUAAGCAUCUAUCAAGCAAUUUCAGCUUUCAAUUUUACAACUUAUUUAAGUGAAAUUUAAUCCUGCACAUGGAGAUACCUGGUUUUACGUGUUCUACUUGUAUGAUGACAUUUACAAGAAAAGAUAACAUGAAAAGACAUACAUUACUAGUUCAUAAAACUAUUUUUAGAGAUAAACAGUCCAAAGAUAAAAGAACUCCAUGUUAUUAUCAAAACUGCACCCAAGUUUUUUUUCAAAAAGUUAAACUAAUUAAACAUAUAGAGGACUGUCAUGAAGGUAUAUUUCACAAAGAAUCCCUUCAUUUUUCAUCAGAAUGUGAAUUCACAGCAUGGAAGGAAAAAGAGGAAGUUGAUAAUUAUGUUUUUUUCAGUAAACAAGCAGGCAGUUUUUUUACUGGAAAUAAUAGUGACAAAGAGGUAAAAACAAGUUAUUUUAUUUGUCAAUAUGAUGGUCAUUCAAAACCACAUCGCUCUGCUAUUGAACCAGCACGAAAAACAAGUAAAAGGUACUACAGAGGGAGUGUUAAAUCGGGUGCUUUUUGCCCUGCCAGGAUGAUUGUCAAGGUAAGCAAAAAUGGAGCCACAAAUGUGCAUUAUAUCAAAACUCAUAAUCACACUAUUGGUAUUACAAAUACCAUGUACCAGCCUAUUCCAGACAAUGUUAAGAAAUGUAUUUCUGCUAAAUUAUCAAUUGGUGUGUCUGUAAAUAAGGUUUAUCAAGAUCUUAGGGAAGGUUUUGGAGACAGACAAAAUAGAAAUAAAGGAGAUGAUUUUCUCACUAAGUCUCAUCUUCUUACCAAAAAGAACAUUUCAGAUAUAAACAGAACAGUAAAAAAGGGAUGUCGACUUCACCCUGAUGAUAGCACUUCAACCUUUUUACUUGUUCAAAAGUUGAAGUCUGAAGAGUUUAAUAGCAUUCUGGUUUUUAAGCCACAAGGACAACAAACUAUUAUUGGGCCUAAAGUGUAUGAUGACAUUGAUUUUAAUAAGGAUUCUUUUGUUAUUGCUAUACAAACAAAGCAUCAACUGUCAAUGUUUGAAAAACAUGCUUCACAAAUUGUUUGUAUAGACUCAACACACUGUACCAAUCAGUACGCAUUUCCUCUUGUAACUUUACUUGUUCGGGAUGAUUUUAAGAGGGGCUAUCCAGUAGCUUUUCUUAUUUCUAAUCAUGCUAACGAACAAACCAUAACACCAUUUUUAGAAGAAAUAAAAAAGAGAUGUAGUAGUUUUGUGAAAGUUAAUGCUGUUAUGACAGAUGAUGAUUCGUCAGGUUGGAAUGCUUUUUGUAAUGUUUUUGGAGAUGUGCGUCACUUGCUAUGUAAAUGGCAUGUAAAACGUGCUUGGCGUAGUAAACUUUCUUUGGCUGGUCCUGCUCAUUUACAAGAAGAAGUUUACAAGAUCUUAGAGACAAUUAUUGAUGAAAAAGAUCCUCAAGUUUUUCUAUCAACAAUGAAUGGAUUUAUCAAGGUGUAUGAACAUAAAUCUCCUAACUUUAUUAAAUACUUUGUCACAUACUAUGCUUCUAGACAUAUAAAAUGGGCUUCUUGUUAUCGCAACUUCCAACAUGCAGAUACUGAUACUAAUAUGUUAUGUGAAUCAUUUCAUAACAAAUUGAAGACAGUUUACAUGGAAAGAAGACCUAAUAAAAGGUUAGAUGACUUGAUUAAUUUACUUCUAAAAAUUGAAGAAGAUAGUUAUUGGCGAUACAAAAGAGACAAUAUUUAUCUAGGUACAAUAUCGCUCCCCAAAUAUUAUAAAAAAAGGCAUGAAAAAGGAAUGUUGAUUUCAGAUAACUGUGUUGUUAAUGUUUAUCAACUCAAUACUCAGUUAAAAGCCAAUCUAAAGAUCUAACAUAUAUUGUUUCCAUUUUAACUAACAUUUGUACAGAAAGUUCGUGUUUAGAGGUAUGUCUAAAUCCUGCUUGCAAUGGUUUGUGUGAGCAUUUGUAUAAGUGUAAUUGUAAUGACACGGUAGUCCUUUGUAAGCAUGUUCACAAGUUACAAUCAUUCCUUCUGAAAACUCAAGAAAAAGAUUUUGAAAAAGUAUCUGUGGCUGUUGAUAUAAAUGAUAAUCAAA